Messenger RNA from Culicoides brevitarsis, 2374 nucleotides. Its product is annotated as oxysterol-binding protein-related protein 9. The record is from RefSeq and is a predicted model, not a curated record. The transcript is spliced from 13 exons. The coding region runs from base 86 to 2167 and encodes 693 amino acids. Gene Ontology annotation, molecular function: sterol binding. Lineage: Eukaryota; Metazoa; Arthropoda; Insecta; Diptera; Ceratopogonidae. Gene Ontology annotation, cellular component: cytosol; intracellular membrane-bounded organelle; membrane.
AAAAAUAAAAAAAAAUAGGUAAACACAUACUAUUCGUAAAUUGCCUAUAAAUAUUUUCAAAAAAAAGUAACAAACAUUAUAUUUCAUGAUGACUAAUUUAGAAGGAACCUUGCAUAAAUGGAUUAACUUUGCUAAAGGAUGGCAAUAUAGAUUUUUCGUUUUGGAUGAAACUACUGGAUUGUUAUCUUACUAUACGUCCAAAGAAAAGAUGAUGAAAGGAUUACGAAGAGGUUGUGUGCGCUUGAAAGGUGCUGUCUUAGGAAUUGAUGAUCAAGAUACUACUACAUUUACUAUAACUGUUGAUCACAAAACGUUUCACUUCAAGACCCGUGAUGGUCAGGAGCGAGAAAAAUGGAUUCGUAAACUGGAAGACAUAAUUUACAAACACACUAAGCGAAAUAAAACAUAUUUGGAACAACAAAGAUUUUUCAGUUCAACUGGUAGUUAUAAAAAAGAAUUGAACCCUCUUCAUUUAUUUGACAAAAAAGUCAGUGAGGCAGAUGCUUAUUUACAAUUGAUGAUUGAACAAGUAUUGAAAAUUGAAGAAAAAUUUAAAGCAUUGGAGAAUGCAGAUCAAAAUCAUAUAGUGAGGAAUCUUGGAAAUAAUAUGUUGGAGAACAUAAAGCAUUCAAUAGUAUUAUUGCAAAUUGCAAAAAAUACUGCACAUCCUAUCAACGGAAUUUAUCAUGGACCAAAAAAAACAAAUAUAACUGAAGAUCAAGUACCAGAAACAUCAUACUCAAGCUCUGAAGAGGAUGACGACUAUUUUGAUGCUAAUGAUGAAGACGAGUUUACUUGCAAUUUAAAACCUCUUCAAAACUUCGAUACAAAUCCAUCAAUCAACUCUCCAAUGAUGACCGAAAAUGAUUUUGAAUCAUUAUCGAAGCAAGAUGAAUGUAUUAAAUCCACUUUUAUAAAACAAACUGACAUUGCAAAGAAAGAAACAAUUGAUGCUAGCUCUCGCUACAAAUUACCUAUUCGGCAUGAUGGAACACUUGACUAUGAUGCAAUAUAUGAAGAUGAUAAUGAUAACGAUGACAUUUCAAUGGAAAGCCACGGUUCUGUUGUAACUCAUUUACUAUCGCAAGUUAAAAUUGGCAUGGAUUUAACUAAAGUUGUAUUACCUACGUUUAUUCUUGAAAGACGAUCACUUCUUGAAAUGUAUGCCGAUUAUUUUGCUCAUCCAGACUUAUUUUUAAAAAUAGUUGACUUGCCGACACCGAAAGAACGAAUGGUACAAGUUGUUAAAUGGUAUCUGAGUUCCUAUCAUGCAGGAAGGAAAAGCGCAGUAGCAAAAAAACCUUACAAUCCAAUUAUUGGAGAAAUAUUCAGAUGUCAUUGGGAAAUACCUGAAACUGAAAAUAGUGAAAGUGAAAUAUACUCAGAAGGGCCUUUGCCGUGGUGCCGAAAAGGAGAUUUAGUUUUUAUCGCAGAACAAGUUUCGCACCAUCCCCCAAUAUCCGCAUUUUAUGCAGAACACUAUGAAAAGCGUAUUUGUUUUACUGCUCACGUCUGGACCAAGUCUAAAUUUCUAGGAUUAUCUAUAGGUGUACAUAAUAUUGGUCAAGGCAUAGUGACCUUAUGUGAUCUAGAAGAAGAAUAUAUAUUAUCAUUUCCAAAUGGCUAUGGCAGAUCAAUUUUAACAGUACCAUGGAUUGAAUUAGGAGGAAGUGUCACAAUUACAUGUCCAAAAACACAAUAUCAUGCGGAUAUUGAAUUUUUGACAAAACCAUUUUAUGGUGGAAAAAAGAACAAAAUUUCUGCAGAAAUUUACGGACCGAAUGAAAAAAAAUCAUUUUUAUCUAUAAACGGGGAAUGGAAUGGAGUGAUGGAGGCUAAAUGGAAUGAUAAUAAAAAAACUGAAACGUUUAUAGAUGUUAAUAACAUUCCAGUGUAUAAGAAAAAUGUUAGACCUAUAGCUGAACAGACUGAAAACGAGUCAAGAAAUGUAUGGAAAGAUGUAACUGCCGGACUAAAAUUAAAUGACAUUGAUAAAGCAACCAAUGCCAAGUUUCAAAUUGAACAACGACAGAGAGAACUCGCUAAGGCUCGCAAAGAUGCUUCAAAAGAAUGGGACACCUUGUAUUUUAAACCAAUCGGAGAGGGCUGGGUAUAUACUGGACCACUAACUCAACGUAUUUCAACACAGAGACCAAGAGAUAAAUAAAGUUUUGUGAUUAUUUCAAACAUGAAAAUAAAUGUUUAUCUCAAUUUUUUUUUGUUUUAAACAAAAUAUUAAAUUAAUUUUUUUUGUCUAUUAAAAAUAACAAGUCAAUCAAUCCAAUUCAAUUUUCAAAUAAAACAACAAAUAUUUAUUUACAUAUAUUUUAUAUAUAUAUAUAUAUAUAUUUUAUUUUAAUUGUAUUAAUUAAAU